GAUAGAAAUUUUGGCGCACGCGAAGCGCUGGUUUUCUUUCGAUUGAUGGUUUUGUGGAAUUUGGUUGUUAAGUAUAGUAAAUUAAACGAAUAAUGAAGAUAAGUGCGGGUGCACACUCGGAAACGGAUGGUGUGGGUGCCCAAUCAAAUGUAUCGUUCAAUGCUGAUGGGGGUACAGCUACCGGGGACGCGGCUGCAGGCAACGCCGAGUCCGUAGCAUCCCAGAUAACGGAGCAUCCAGAAAAGGUACAGGAGAAGCGGAGAAAACGCAGCAAAAUUGUGGCUCAUGGUGGCGACUCUGUGACAGAGUUAACCGAAAACGACUUGAAUGGCUCUUUGAGUCCGAAAAACGCGCCAUUCGCCAUAAAAAAACAGAAGCGUCUCUCAGCGUUAAACAGAAAGCGCGAUUUAAUUAAUUUGCAGUCGGCAUUGAGCCCAAAAUACAUUGGCUAUGCGAAUGCCAACUCCCCGACGCCAUUGUCCGACUCGGACGACACUGUGCGCACAACGCGUCGUCGCCUCACUCAAGCAGCAGCCCGCAACAGCAGCAACAACAACAACCACUGCGAGCUGCAGCCCAGGGACAAUGACGCGGCAACAGAAUCACCAAAGACCUUGGAAGGGACACCGCUGGUAGAUCGCAGUGAAAGCAAAAACUACAUAAGCCCCAUCGAAAAGCUUCUAAUGAAAAAUGGCGCCAGCUCGCCAAACAGCACAGGCUUCGAAACAGAUCCUGAAGACGUGGCACCUCUAGCCACCCGCCUGCAUCUGAGACGUAAACUGAAGCGGGCUGCAAAAACGAGUCCGCAGGAAGAUCGGACAGAGGAAGCAACAACUACAGAGAUGAUAGAACAGAUAGAGACGACUACAGAGAUGGAAAAGAAGACAGAGGAAGCAGCGACUACAGAGAUGGAAAAGCGGACAGAGGAAGCAGCGACUACAGAGAUGGUUAAAAAAGAAGAACCAACUUUAGUCGCGGAAAAUCAGAAAGAAGAAGCAAAUGACAAAAUUGAAAAACAAAAUGAAGAAUCUACUUCAGAGAUGGUAGAGUCCCCACAGAAAGUUCCUUCUGUGAGGGAAGAGCCAAUGGAAAUAACCGAUUUACAACCAAAAGAAGUCUCCGCUGCUAAAAUCGAAGACACCGUCCCCCUCAGCACGGAUGUAAACUCCGAGUCGGAGUCUCGGGAUUCUUCCUGCGAUGUGGUCAGUAGCAGCAGGAUUUCGUUAAGCAACGAAAACGCACAAGACUUGCCCGGCGAGCCUACCGAUACGAGUAGCAAAACCAUUGAGUCCACUGGCGAACCGAACGACCCUGAUCCUGACCCAGACCCAGACUCUGAAUUGGGGUUUGCCUUGCCAGCGGCAACAUCAACAGACAUGAAAUCCCCUGGGGAGCUGAGCCCGACAGCCUUCCGGCAGCCAGAGGACAACGGAUACGUGAAGUCGCCAUCUUCGGUGAGCCUGGACAGCGCCAAGGGUUUGUCCAUAGUUACGGAUCCGGGCUGGGGCACCUAUCAGGUGGGUGAUCUGUAUUGGGGCAAGGUAUUUUCGUACUGCUUCUGGCCGUGUAUGGUAUGCCCGGAUCCGUAUGGUCAGAUUGUGGGCAACCUUCCGGCCCAUCCGCAGCGCACGUCGACGGACAACGCCCCCUUGCCCAUCCAGGUGCAUGUGCGCUUCUUUGCCGACAGCGGGCGGCGCAACUGGAUUAAGCCCGAGAAUCUCCUGAGCUUUGCCGGCCUCAAGGCAUACGAGGAGCAGCGCGAGGAGGUGCGCAUCAAGCAUGGCAACAGGAGCGGCAAGUACCGAACCAUGGUGCCCAAGCGGACGAAACUAGAUGUCUGGCGGCAGGCCAUCGACGAGGCCCAGCUGGUGGCCCAAGUGCCCUACUCCGAGCGACUGGAGAAGUUCUAUCAGAUUUAUGAGAGCGUUGUAACCAUUAACAAACAGAAACGGAAGCGCACCAACUCCAUGACGCAGGACACGUCGGAUGUGGGUAGCAGCCUGUACGACUCCACAGACAACUUGCAUGCCAAGGCCCAUCUGCAGCUGGUGAACGUGAAGCGCGAGCGCUCAGAGACGCCCAUAAGUCCCGCCUUCUCGCCCGUCAAGAAGAGUCAGAUGCGUACCAAGCGACGAAAGCUGAGCAAAGGAGCUGAGGCGGAGACUGGCGGCGGCACCGUGCCAUCGGAAAGUGUGGCAGGCGCGGAGAAGAAUAUCACUCCCUCCAAUUCGGGGGGCAUCUAUGAGAAUGCAGAGUUUCGUCAGCUAUUCGAUGCGAUCCAGGAAUAUGUGAUGGUCCAUCGUCACGACGAGAAAGUUGAAAAGGUGCUGCGGGCCGUUGUGGGCAAUAUCUGGUCAUUGAAGCAGAUCCAGUUGCGCGAACUAGAGCGAGAGUUGGCCUACGGCGAAAUGGAUCAGGAACAGCUUGGAUCGGCAGUCGUUGAACGGGGCACCGGCACCACCCAGCGGCUGUCCAAUCGCCUGAAAACGCUGGUGGAGCGACGAAGCCGUACACCAGUGGUCACGCCCAGUGGUACGCCGACACCCAGCACCAUCGGUGGUGCGGAGAUGCGUCUUGCGGAAAUUUCCAAGCCGAAAAAGCCAGUUAAUCGGCCCAUCGAGGAGGUGGUCGAAGAUAUAUUCCAGCUGGACAGCAAGUACCUAUUCCGCGGCCUCCCCCGCGGCACCGUCUGUAAGUAUUGCUUCAAAACCGGCUCGAAUCUGCUGCAGUGCUCGCGGACCUGCCACAGCUGGAUGCAUGCCGAUUGCCUGGAGAGCAAGAGGAAUGGCCUGCCCGCAUCCAAAAAGGAAGGACAGAAGCUUAAAGCUUUGGAAGAUGUGUCCACAUCCUCCUCCACCACGCGGCCCGUUCCCGCAGCGGAGCACAUAACAGGCGAUGCGCCGGACGCUUUAGCCACUAUCGCUACUGCUGCACCAACUGCUCCCACCUUUGAAGUGAUCUGCCAUGAGUGCAAUGUGAACGGAGAAGCAAGCUGUUGCAUUUGCCUUCAGGUGUUGCCGCCCGCAUACCCCUCGCCGUCCCCCGGCUCGCCGCUCAAAGAAGGCUCGAGCGAAGCAAAGGAAGCCACACCAGUGGACGGCACGAUGAUAAUGUGUGGCCAAAACCUGUGCGGCCGCCAAUACCAUGCCGGAUGCUGCAAAUACUGGCCACAGGCGAUCGCCAGCAGCUCGCUGACCCGCUGCCCCCUGCACGUUUGCCACACGUGCGUCUCGGACAAUCCCCGUAAAUUCCUACCGGUGGGCAGCAGCAAGCUUACGCGCUGCGUCAAAUGCCCAGCCUCGUACCAUCAGGACUCGCGCUGCAUACCCGCCGGCAGCCGGAUGCUGACCACCACGAACCUCAUCUGCCCGCGACACAAUGUGGCCAAGAACGAUGCCCACUUGAAUGUCCUGUGGUGCUUCAUCUGCGUCAAGGGCGGGGAACUGCUGUGCUGCGAGACCUGUCCCAUUGCCGUGCACGCGGGCUGUCGCAAGGUACCGAUCAAAAAGCACGAGAACUACAUCUGCGAGGAGUGCGAGAGUGGACGACUGCCGCUCUAUGGGGAGAUCGUUUGGGCAAAGUUCAACAACUUUCGGUGGUGGCCGGCCAUAAUCCUGCCGCCCACGCAGAUACCGAACAACAUUCUCAAGAAGGCCCACGGCGAGAGUGAGUUUGUGGUGCGAUUCUUCGGCACCCACGAUCACGGAUGGAUACCACGACGACGUGUCUACCUGUAUAUCGAGGGCGAUACUGGGGAGAAGCUGAAGCCCAGGUCGCAGCUGCACCGAAAAUUCUAUAACGGCAUUGAGGAGGCCACGCGAUUUCUGAAAAUCACCAAGGCCAGGCGCCACGAGCAGAUGGUUGCGCGCGGUAUUAAGUUGAAUCCGCAACCAUAUGUGAAAAUCAGGAUCAACAAGGCAGUGCCGCCGGUGAAGUUCAUCACGAAUUCGGAGGAACACAGCACAUGUGAUUGCCGGCCCGAGGAUGAGCAUCCGUGCGGCGCCAACUCCAACUGCCUCAAUCGGAUGCUGUUCAACGAAUGCCAUCCCGAGUACUGUCGGUGCGGCGACCGAUGCGAAAAUCGCAUGUUUGAGACCCGCAAAUCGCCCCGCAUGGAUGUGGUCUAUAUGAAUGCCCGUGGAUUCGGGCUUGUCUGUCGUGAGCCCAUCGCCGAGGGCGAUUUCAUCAUCGAGUAUGUGGGGGAGGUGAUCAAUCAAGAGGAGUUCCAACGGCGCAUGCUCCGGAAGCAAAAGGAUCGCGACGAGAACUUCUACUUCCUUGGCGUUGAGAAGGAGUUCAUCAUCGAUGCCGGCCCAAAGGGAAACCUGGCCCGUUUCAUGAAUCACUCAUGCGAGCCCAAUUGCACUUCACAAAAAUGGACUGUCAACUGCACCCAUCGUGUGGGACUCUUCGCCAUUCAAGACAUUCCAGCGGAGACGGAGUUGACGUUCAAUUAUCUAUGGGAUGAUCUGCUGAAUGACAAAAAGAAAGCCUGCCACUGUGGCUCGGAACGCUGUUCCGGGGAGAUAGGCGGCAAGCUUAAAGAUAAGCCCAGCAAUGUAAAGCUGAAGCAACAGCAACGCAGCAGAGGAGCUGCCAUUCGAAUCCAUGUACCUCCGGCCAAGAAGGCAAAGAAGUCUGUUCCCAAGAUCAAGCACGUGAGCGCCGACGAUGAGCUCGAAGAGGCUAAAAAGGAUCAGUAAAACGGAAGGAAGCGAGGAUAUUUUUUGUAAUUUUUUUUGUUUGUUUUGAUUGCGCCGCUCUUUUAUGGCUGGAUGGAUACCAACCGAUGAGGACGAUAUAUACUAUUUUUUAUUUUUUAUUACGCGCAUAUUUAUUCCUUUUAUGUUACGUUUAUCAGAUACCCGACAAAUGAGUGAGGUCACGCAAGAAUUAGUUUUCAUUUCAAAAUAAAACACGAUACCAUACGUAA
This is a messenger RNA of Drosophila miranda, 4933 nucleotides long. It is a transcript of the gene NSD, whose product is annotated as probable histone-lysine N-methyltransferase Mes-4. Lineage: Eukaryota; Metazoa; Arthropoda; Insecta; Diptera; Drosophilidae. Gene Ontology annotation, biological process: regulation of DNA-templated transcription. Gene Ontology annotation, molecular function: histone H3K36 methyltransferase activity; protein binding. The transcript has 5 exons. Bases 93 to 4703 code for a protein of 1536 amino acids. Gene Ontology annotation, cellular component: nucleus; chromatin. The record is from RefSeq and is a predicted model, not a curated record.